Molecule: messenger RNA, 1356 nt
Organism: Anopheles cruzii
Lineage: Eukaryota; Metazoa; Arthropoda; Insecta; Diptera; Culicidae
Gene: eIF3i
Product: eukaryotic translation initiation factor 3 subunit I
Exons: 3
Coding region: 109-1092 (327 amino acids)
Biological process (GO): cytoplasmic translational initiation
Cellular component (GO): eukaryotic translation initiation factor 3 complex, eIF3m; cytoplasm
Molecular function (GO): RNA binding; translation initiation factor activity; protein binding
Source: RefSeq, a predicted model, not a curated record
GACUGUUUGCCAGAUCGGAAUCCCUUUUUGCAGUUUGCGUUUCACGGAUCACCUCGCCGUCCGCGAUUUAUUCCACGGAAUCAAAGGAAUAAGGAGUAAGGAAUCAAGAUGAAACCGCUGAUGCUGCAGGGACACGUGCGGGCGAUCACGCAGAUCAAGUACAACCGGGAGGGCGAUCUGAUUUUCUCCUCCGCCAAGGAUAGCAGUCCCAGUGUUUGGUAUUCGCUGAACGGUGAGCGUCUCGGAACGUACAAUGGGCACAUCGGAGCGGUCUGGUGUGUGGACGUGGACUGGACGACGACUCGGCUCAUUACCGGUGCCGGUGACAUGAAAACAUUCUUGUGGGAUGUGGAAACGGGUAAAUCGCUCGGAACGAUCCCCUGCGUUUCGCCCGUGCGUACGUGCAACUUCAGCUACUCCGGCAACCAGGCCUCGUACUCGACCGAUCGAUCCAUGCAGCAGCAGAGCGAGUUGUUCAUUAUCGACGUGCGGAACAUUGACUCCAGCAUCAGCAGCGCCGAUCCGGUGCUGAAGCUGACGAUGGGCGAGCAGCAGAGCAAAAUCACGGCCAUGCUGUGGGGUGCACUCGAUGAAACCGUCAUAACAGGGCACGAAAACGGGUCGAUUCGCAUCUGGGACUUGCGUGCGGUGAAGGAGCUGAACUCGGUCAACGAUCACACGGCCAGCAUCACCGACAUGCAGAUGGCAAGCGAUGGUACGAUGUUCAUCUCCUCGUCCAAGGACACCACGGCCAAACUGUUCGACUCGGACUCGCUGAUGUGCCUGAAGACGUACAAAACCGAACGGCCCGUAAACUCGGCCUCGAUCAGUCCCCUGUACGAACACGUCGCACUCGGCGGUGGCCAAGAUGCGAUGGAGGUAACGACGACCUCGACGCAGGCCGGCAAGUUCGAUUCCCGCUUCUUCCAUCUCGUGUACGAGGAGGAGUUUGCACGUGUCAAGGGCCACUUUGGACCCAUCAACAGUUUGGCCUUCCACCCGGAUGGCAAGAGUUUCACCACCGGCGGAGAGGACGGAUUCGUGCGUGUUCAGGUAUUUGAUUCUUCGUACUACGAGUUCCAGCUGGAGUAGAUCAAAGCCGAUUGUCUGUAGUCUGCUGGAACGAAAAGUGUGUCGUGUGUCGUGUGAUCGGACAAACCGUGUGCGAUCGUUGCAUUGAAGGAGGAGGACAGAGAAGGAACAAUUGAAAGCGAAACGAGCGAAAAACAUCUACUCGAUAAAGAACUUGCUAUCGUAGGCCAACGGCAACAAUGUCCUCUGUGGCUGUGUGUCUGCGGUUUAUGAAAAUAAAUAAAUACAGGAGGAAAGGUAGGAGAGAACAAAACUGCUUGUAGU